Molecule: messenger RNA, 936 nt
Organism: Vombatus ursinus (common wombat)
Lineage: Eukaryota; Metazoa; Chordata; Mammalia; Diprotodontia; Vombatidae
Gene: ICOS
Product: inducible T cell costimulator
Exons: 5
Coding region: 59-670 (203 amino acids)
Biological process (GO): T cell costimulation; T cell tolerance induction; cell-cell adhesion
Source: RefSeq, a predicted model, not a curated record
GUGAACACGACAGCUUUGAAAAGUUCUGAGAGAGUGGUAGCAUCUGUUUCAGGCAAAUAUGAAGAUAGACAUCUUACUUUUUGUUCUCCUCGGCCUCCAGGCUAAAAUUCUAGCAGAAAAUUUCAAUGAGUCUGCCCAGCUGAAGUUGAUUGAAUACCGUAACAGAGGCUUAAAAUUGACCUGUCACUAUCCUGAAGAUGCACGGGACUUUAAAAUGCAGUUGCUGAAUGGGACUGGAAAGCAAAAAAUCUGUGAACUCAAAAAGGAUAAUCAAGGUGUUCAAACGACCAAUGACUUGGUGUCUUGUAAGCCCGAGCUUUCCAAGACAAGUGUAAUUUUCUUCUUGUCUGACUUGAACAGCACUCAUACUGGCCAUUACUUCUGUAGUCUACAUAUUACUUUUCCUCCUCCUUACCAGAACAGUACUUCAAAUGGAGUUUAUGUACAUAUCUAUGAAUCAAAGUCUUGCUUCCCUCUGGUCUUAUGGCUAUCUAUUGGAAUUGCAUUUCUCCUCUGUUUUACCGGAAUAUUUGUUGGCACAUUUUCUUACUGUGUAAGAAAAAAGAUGAGCCAAAGUCAAUCUAGUUUGCAUGAAACUAAUAGUGAAUACAUGCCUAUGGCAGCAGUGACUGCAGCUAAAAACCCUGGAUUCAAAGGUAUGAGCACAUAAUCAGAAGCUAGAGUGUCUAUACUGGGAAGCAUGCAAUCAACUCUUUCUACUUGGAAUUCUGUAUUCUUCUCAUUCAACCAGGGACUUUGAAUUCAUUUGGUUAUACUAUACAUGAAUCUCAGUGACUAUAUCUGUCAAUGGCUUUUCAACAGGUUGGGACAGUUGGGCCCAGCUCAGAGCCAGCAUAUAGUUUAUCUACAUUGGCCCCUGAGAAAAAUAAACACAUCCACCUUUGGAAAAAAAGCUCAAAAAAAAAAAAGAAUGAA